AUGGUUUAUAGAAUAGGUGACCGAAUACUAGACUUAAAUCCUACAAAAGGGUCAAUUACUGUUGAAGAUGCUCAACUUAUAGUGGCACAUCGUGUGAUAUUUAGACUUUGUCUUAAUAAUGCCACAUAUAUGUAUCUAACAAGUAUAAAGAAAAUGCUCCAUUUGUAUGGGGAUAUCAUGACCAUAUACUCUACAAUCCUCAAAAAAGUUCCCAAUUAUGACGAUGUCACCGAAAUGGUGUUAACAACACAUAAAUUAAUUGAGACGGUAGAACAGGAUUUCAAUGAUAUUUUCGGUUCAUCCGUGGUACCUCCAAUAACAAAUGACCAUUGGGAAACUUGGUCUUACGAAUUAAAAGUGAAGCCUUUGGCUCUACUUUGUAUAAAUUCUGCCAUAGAAACUAUGGAGAAUGCUUCCAAGACGGUAGAUUGUGUUGAUGUCUUUUUUGAGAGCUUCAAUAACUUAAAAAGACUUUUGAUUCCAAAACUAGCAUUGCAAGCAGCAUAUGUUCGCAGUUCAUUAGAUAGAGCCCUCAACAUAUUACACACUAUCACAGAGGUUGAUGAUUUGGUUGAUGAAAUGAAUGAAUUGGGUACAUCAGAGUUGGCUCGGAUUUCAAAAAUUGAAACUCUUACCACUAUGCUUGAAAAUGAAACAAGCGGUAUGAAACUCAUGUUUAAUUCUGGUGACCGUUCACUUGACAUGUACAGUGUCAUUAUUUUAGGGAAAGGAAUCUUGCGACAGGACUUAUCAGCUGAAGAAUGCCAAAUCCUCAGACGUCGGGAGAUUUGCUUCCAAGCAGAGAAUAGCAUUGCUUGUAUUCCCCUAACUGAUAACCCACCAGAGAACAAUAGUUGGCACAAUUCAGCAUUUGGAGGAGUUGCCGGGGUUGCGGUAUUGGUAUUUAUGGUAGCGUUUGUUGUAGUUUACCGUCUCUAUCGGAUUUUCUUCUUUUAG
Messenger RNA from Lizanozyma spartinae, 957 nucleotides. RefSeq lists its product as uncharacterized. NCBI's taxonomy places the organism in Eukaryota, Fungi, Ascomycota, Pichiomycetes, Serinales, Debaryomycetaceae. Bases 1 to 957 code for a protein of 318 amino acids. The transcript has a single exon. The record is from RefSeq and is a predicted model, not a curated record.